This is a messenger RNA of Amoebophrya sp. A120, 1169 nucleotides long. NCBI's taxonomy places the organism in Eukaryota, Dinophyceae, Syndiniales, Amoebophryaceae. The record is from the annotation of a GenBank genome assembly.
UCUAACAGUAAACUAUGGUCACCUGUAGCAUAAACAGACACGGCCGCAGUAAGCGACACAGCCUGUCUCCCUUGGUGUGAAAAAGUCGGAAGAUGUACCACGCACCAGCGUCAGCGACGCGCCCCAAAAGCGACAGCGUCGCCAAAACCCUGCUGCGAGUCAGCGGGGCCCCAGUGGGGAAAAUCGCCGAGGGCGCAAGCCGCGCAGCCACCUCGAUGGCGACAGAGCCGCCCUAGGUUCCUCCGCGCCAAGCUUGGCGCGAUUGCUUAAGCAGCGCCGGCGUGUGAAGCAGCUCGCGCGACCGAGUCCGACGAUGGCCCGUGACGCUUGCCCGCGGCAGCGGUCUCUCGGUCAGCCGGAAUCGUUGCUGGUCCUGCGGGCCCAGCGUCGAAAUUGUUGCUCGCAUGGCCGCGCUUGUUUUUCAAGCGUACCAAGCAGACGCCCGGGCGGGCCGUAGGAAGGCGAGACUGACCCACCUGUGGACCCAUUGGGCACAGGGCAGCAGUGGCCACGCCCGUCAGCAGACGCACCCCGCGGGUGUGUCUUGGCCGGGCCGGCCUACUGUUAGCGAACCGAACGAAGCCGCGGGCCUCAUGUUGAGAACAGCCCCGCGCACGCCUCCAGAUUGGGGCACACAGCGCAGCCGCGCAGAACUUGGCGGCUUGGUCCCUCACCCGGGCCCCCCUCGCAGGGAGACCGCGGACGGGCCGCGGGGUGUCCUCCGGUAAAGCAUUCCGCCCCACGGCCCAAGGGGUACGCUCGCAGUACUCCGGGGACAAACACAAGCCCGACCGGCGACGGCGCGCACGCUCUGCAGGCGUGGGGCAGCGUCAGAACGCCGAACACGCGGCAGCCCUUGCGGCCGAGGAGCAAGGGCGCACCGCGUCAGCCUGGUCGCGGCCGCUUCGCGGGACCACACAUCGACCACACGGGCAGGAGCCGCACUCCACAGCAGUCGGCGGAGUGUUGCGCAGUAGCGCGCAUCUGAGGUUGCCGGGGAAGCAGAAGCUUGGCCUCCACGCGAACAAAGCGGCGCCCCCGCAUGUCCCCUGUGUCCCGACAACACUUACGCCAAGUAAACUAUGGUCACUAUGGCGGUUCAUCAAAAUUUCAUGCAGGUUCUGACAUCACAAUCAUGCAAGACAGAUUUGCACGUUGUACCUUUAACA